GCAACAGAACAUUAACCACAUUCACUGCUGGAUGUGGUGAAGUCUGGGAGGAAGAGUGAUAGUGCCGAUGAUAGUGCAGUAAAGAUUUUUGAUUUUUUUUUUUUCUCUCACAUAGUGAUGUACAGUGAGGAUGGAGGAACCUGAAGACAGUAUCGCAGUGGUGGGGAUUGGGUGCAAUUUUCCUGGGGGAGAAGGGCUGGAUAAUUACUGGAAGGUUCUUCUGGAGGGAAGAAACUGUUCUGAGACGAAUCCCAAAGAGAGGUUUGACGUAGCCAGUUGGUAUGAUCCAGACGACAACAAGGCGGGUAAAUCCCGCACCGCCAAGGCUGCUCUCAUUGACGGGUUUAAUGAAUUUGAUCACAAGUUGUUUGGCAUCAGUGACAGUGAAGUGGAACAAAUGGAUCCUCAGCAAAAGCAGCUCCUCCAGUGCGUUUACAGAGCUUUAGAGAAUGCUGGACUUCCUACGGAGAAGGCCAGUGGCACCAGGACAGGAGUCUUCGUUGGCCUAAUGAACCGUGAUUAUGCUGCACAUGUCCACCCAAGUGUAAUCAACCACUGGACUGGAACAGGACUUGCCAUGAGUAUCGCAGCAAACAGAGUUUCAUACACCUUCAACUUUACUGGGCCAUCGCUGACCAUAGACAGUGCCUGUUCAUCCUCCCUGGUGGCUCUCCAUCUCGCUUGUCAAGCCAUUAAACAAGGAGAUUGUGACAUGGCUGUUUGUGGAGGCGUCACCUGUAUCUUCGAGCCAAGAGUGUUUGUUGCUCUCAGCAAAGCCAAGAUGAUUUCACCUGACGGGACCAGCAAAGCUUUCUCCAACAGAGCAGAUGGCUAUGGUAGAGGAGAAGGCUGUGGAAUUGUUCUCCUGAAGCCACUGAAAAAGGCAAUACAAGACCAUGACCAUAUCUGGGGUAUCAUCAGCAAAACAGCGGUCAACCAAGAUGGACACUCGGUCACUCCAAUCACCAAACCCUCCAUGACCCAACAAGAGGAGCUGCUGCGAAGGAUCUACUCCGAGUCUGAUCUCGCAGAUGUCCACUACAUAGAAGCACAUGGGACUGGAACCCCGGUCGGGGACCAAACAGAGGCAGGAAGCAUCGCAAAUGCCAUCACCAAAGCCAAACCUCCUGGUUCAAAGACACUGCGGAUUGGUUCUGUGAAGAGCAACAUUGGACAUACAGAAUCGGCAGCUGGAGUGGCUGGACUCAUUAAGGUUCUUCUAAUGAUGAAUCAUGAGACCAUUGUUCCCUCCGUGUUCUACUCUGAAGAAACUGCAAGUGUAGAUGCCAAAGCUUUGAACCUCAAGUUUCCUAAAGAGGUUGAAAAGUGGGAAACCUCUGGUGCAAGAAUUGCAGGGGUGAACAACUUUGGCUUUGGGGGUACAAAUGCACAUGCUAUUGUCAAACAGUAUAAGCAGUCACCCAUUAGGCACCAGAAUGUCAGGACACAACCAAAGUACUUUGUCAUAUCUGCAAAUUCAAACAAAUCACUCUCUCUCAUGAUGGAGGACACUGUUAAACAGCUGGAGGCAGAUAGUCAAGUUGAUCUAAACUCACUUCUGUACACAUCAGCUUGCAGAAGAAGCCACCUGAAACAUAAAUACAGAAAGGCCAUUGUGGUAUCAUCUGUAGUUGACCUUAAAGAGAAGCUAAGUGCUGCUGUUGGCAAAAAUAUCAGCGCAUGCUCCUCAGAUCCAAGGUUAGUGUUUGUCUUUUGUGGAAAUGGUGUCACUUACCAUGGCAUGUGCAAGCAGAUGCUAAAACACGAGCCUAUAUUCAGACAAAAGAUCAUGGAAAUUGCACAACUUUUUAAAAGGCUGAGUACCCUGAACAUCCUGGAAACACUCGAGAGGGAGUUUGAGAGCAAUGACUUCAAAAACCCAGAUGUUGUCCAGCCAUUACUCUUUGCUAUCCAGGUUGGCAUUAGCACCCUACUCAGGCAUUGGGGUGUCAAGCCAGAUGCAAUACUUGGACACUCUGUGGGCGAGGUAGCAGCUGCUCACUGUUCUGGCCUCUUGUCCCUUGAAGAUGCAGUAAACGUCAUCUAUUUCCGCAGCACACUCCAGAAGAAAGUCACUGGGGGUAAGAUGCUUGUGAUAAGCAACAUGGCUGUAACGGAGGUAACUGCUCUCCUCCCUCAUUACUCUGGUAGAGUUUGCCUUGCUGCUUUCAAUAGUCCACAGUCCUGCACCCUAUCAGGUGAUGCAGAUGCAAUCAUUAACAUCCAUAAGGAGCUAAGCACUUCAGCCAGUGGUCAGAAUCUUUUCCUCCGUGUGUUGGAUGUCCCUGCUGCUUACCACAGCCACAUGAUGGAUCCAAUUCUAUCUGAAAUCAAGGACGUGAUUGGCGUCCUGCAGAUUAAUGAUCUUGAGACAGAGUUGAUCUCAACGGUGACAGGCAAGGAAUUCCAGCAGGGAGAUUUUUGCACCGGUGAAUACUGGGCUAGAAACAUUCGUGAGCCAGUAGCAUUUGAGCCAGCAGUGAGGUCAGCAACAAAAGGAAAGAAGAACACAGUCUUUGUAGAGAUAGGACCACGAAGGGCACUACAGAGAAACAUCAUUGAAUGUCUGGAUAAUAAUGAUAGCACAGCUGUCCUGGCCUCGGUGCAACCAGAGAAAGAUCAUGAAACAAUUGUGUCUGUUGUUUCUAAGCUGUUUGAACUGGGAGUUCCGGUAGAUUGGAACACCUUCUACAAAGGCUACGAGACCUUGCCACUGCCUUUCCCACGAUACAAAUUUGAUACCUCAGAUAGGGAUGUUAUCAUCGGAGCAGCACAAAAUAACAAGGCAAGUGAUCAUCCUGUGCUCUGUCAGACAGGAAGUGAGAGCAACAUUUUUCGCUGUGACCUGUCAUCAGACUCUUCUUUCUACCUGAAAGAGCACAAACAUAAUAACAUACCCAUCAUCCCUGGUGCCUUCUAUGCAGAGUUGGGUUUAGCCGCAUUCAUGGCCAGUUCCAAACCAAAAGUAGCACUCAACUCUGUGCAGCUUAAUGUCAAUUUCCACAAUCCUUAUGUUUUAUCCCUGAAUUUUCCUGAAGUGAAAGUGCAACUGGAACACCAAGAGAAAGAGGCAAGUUUCAAAGUAUUCUCUUCGUCUGCAUUGUAUGCAUCAGGCAAAGUUGUUUCUAAGAGAGAGAGGUUGUAUGAGGAACAGUGCAUUUCACUGAGCUCCAUCUUCAAAAGGUGCAAAUCUGUAGUGAGCUUUCAGGAGUUCUAUGGGUAUCUGUCACAAGGGGGAUUUCAGUAUGGCGAUGUCUUCAAGAACAAGGCAAAUGUGCACUAUGGGGAAGAUCUCAGGGAGGCCUAUGCAGUUGUUUCAGUUUCAGAGGAGCUGCAGCCUCAGCUACAUGACUACUGCAUUCAUCCUGUUGUGUUGGACUAUCUGAUGCAGCUUCUUCCAGUUACAGUUGAGAACAUUUUUUCUGGUAGGCCAGGUUUUCCUGCCCAAAUAGGAAGUUUGACGGUGUUUGAACCCUUGCAAGAUGAGAUGAUUGUCUACUUGAGAGCAAUCGACGUGGGUACCAAUCACUUUGAGGUGUGUGGCUGUUUUGCAGACAGAGAAGGCAGAGUGUUGGUUGAGGUUAAGCAUGUGAUUAUCAAGUAUCUUGGAAGUCAAUCGCAUGUGGUUGAGGAGUACUUCUACCAUAAUUCCUUCAGUGUACUCCGUGAAAGUAUCACAUCUGCUCCUCCCACAGCCUUGGUCUUUUGUGACCAAAUAGGGAUUGCUAAUAGUCUGCAACAGCAUUUAGACUCAAAAUCUCAAUACAUUCCAUUCACACAUGCAAAAGACAUUUUGAGCCAGGGCUUCCCAUCUCUCUUGACACAACUCAAGAUCAGAGAUAUCAAGAAACGCUUUAAUGAAGUGUUGUUUUUGUGGGGCAAAGAAAAUCUUUCUUCACUAACAGCUGAUGCUGUGCUACAGAGUUUGGUGAACUGCUGUGAGAUUUUCCGUCAAAUCGUCCUUGAGCUCAAGCGAAUUCACUUUCCACACUCUAUUAGAGCAGUUACCUACCGUUCUUCUGAUAUCACAGUGGAUCACAUAAAUCCAGGCUUUGCUCUCGCUGGUAUGACCAGAUCAUUGGCUGCAGAGAUACCAGAGCUUUCAUUUCAGCUCAUUGAUCUAAACACCAUUUCUGCUCAGGACAUCACAGCUCUAUCUAAGGUACUACAAUCAUAUCCUUGCAGCAAGUACCCAGAGUUGGUGGUACAAAAUGGUGAGGUUUUAAAAUCCUCCAUUGUCCGUACUCCUCCUGAGAUCAUAGACAGUUCUCAGGCCAUUUUUUCCCCAACAAAGUCUGAACCUUGCAUCUUCCAGACAGCUGAUGCACAUAGAAUGAGUCAAUUAAGUGCCAUUCACAUGAAUGAGGGGGACCUGGCAAUCACUGACAAAUCAGUUGAAAUACAACCCAGUACAAUAUGUGUUCAUUCAUCUGAUUACUUCCCUGUCAGUGCUUCACAUCUUAAAUUUGGCCAGACCCUCUACUGGAACAAACACUCAUUACAGAGCCACAAGCUGUUAGCUCUUGAUUUCAGUGGUACUGUAACAGCAGUUGGAAAAGAUGUCACUAAACUGAAAGUGGGAGACCACAUUGCCUGCUGUUAUCCUGUGGUGGCAGGCAGCAAGAUCACAGUGCCAGAACAUGUGUGCUACAGCACAAAACGAUUCUCAUUCCUUCAAAACACACCCUGUGUUUCCUACUUUGUGCUAGCAUGGGAAAUCCUACAUCGAGCCUUGCCCAGAGCCAAACAAAAUCUCGGAAUCAUAUCCUGUGUUCCUGACUCUGCUUUAAUGAAAGUCUUGGCUCUUACUGCCUCCGAGUCUGGCUGGAAUGUCUUUUUUGGAGCACAAUGUAAUGCCAAACAAAUGGAUGCAUUUGUCUUCUUGCCUCCAUUUGAUGAAGCCCUGGUUGAAAAACUUUGGAACUUUCCAGGGGUGGAACAUGUGGUUGUCAUCUGCGAGUCUCAGACUCAAACUUCACUUGCUCAGGAUUUGUUCCAAGGUAUAAACGACAGCAUUCAUGUGCAGACAAUUCAGAUGCCAGUCAUUUUACAAAAGGGAUCACUGAGUGCACAAAGGCCACAUAUUUAUGAGUGGCUCAAGUCACUGAAGUUAAACAGGAAAUUUGGUCUGACUAGCUUCACCUUUCAGAGUGUGGAAUCUGAUAACUUCAAGAGCAGUCAUUUGCAGAAACCAGAAUCAUACUUCACCACAAAGAAACUAGCAGUUGUGGCUCUAGAAAAGGACGACAGUGACACUCAGAUUCCACUAAUGCCAGCAAAAAAACAGCUUUUCCAAAAGAAAGCGGUGUACAUUGUGGCAGGGGGUCUUUCUGGUCUAGGCUUUGAAACUGUCAAGUUCAUCUCACAAAGAGGGGGUGAAUAUGUUGUCAUACUCUCCAGGAGUAAGCCCACGUCGCAUGUGCAGCAAGACAUACACAACAUAGAGAAUCAGUGUGGAAACUGCAUCACUAGCAUGAGAUGUGAUGUAUCAGACUCCAAACAGGUGCCCAAGGUUAUCAGUGCCAUAGGCCACAAGUUCCCUGGUUGUCCAAUUAAAGGUGUCUUCCACAGUGCAGUUGUCUUGCAAGAUGGGCUGAUUGAGACACUCGACAGAUCUCUCUAUGAGAUAGUUCUCACACCAAAAGUAAAAGGUGCACUUAAUCUGCACCACGCAACACAACACUGUCAGUUAGACUACUUUGUGUGUUAUUCCUCCAUCUCUGCUUUUCUGGGAAAUGCAUCACAAACAAACUACGCAGCAGCCAACACCUUCCUCGACAUGUUCUGUCAUUACAGGCGCAAACUUGGGCUGCCUGGACAGUCCAUCAACUGGGGGGCCUUGAAUGUCGGUCUUCUCUUGAACAAGGAGCAUUUCCAGCGAUUUCUGGAGGCAAAGGGGUUGAUGAUUUUAGAAGUCCCUGAAAUUCAUAAAAGCUUGGAGCAAUGCCUUGUCCUCAAUAGGCCCCAACAGGCUGUUUGCAGGUUUAAUUUCAGAAACAUCAGGUACAAUAUCCUCUCCCAAAAUGUGUCCUUGACCAUGCGUCUGUCCGUGUUAGUUGAGGACGCUUUCCAAAAAUCAGAGAAAGAAUCUCAAGCAAACCAAGCUGAAUCUUUCUCGUCAAAAGACUACGUCAUCUCUCUCCUUAGUGAAACCGUUGGCUUGGAUGAGAGUGAGCUAAAAGACGAAACGCCUCUCUCCUCCUUAGGCAUUGACUCCAUGCAGGCCAUGACUCUGCAGAAUCGGAUCUUCCUGGAAAGAGGUGUGAAUGUGCCUCUGGUGAAACUGCUGGACCCCAAUGCCACGCUGUCAACAGUGGUAGAUAUACUGAGUGAAGGAGCUGAGGGUGAAAGGUUCAGUGAUAAUGCAGCAACUAAUAGCUCAACUGAGGAAACAGAGCAUCUUUCAACUACAUUGUAAAAAUGCUAAAGGCAUAUGUUGAGUUAUGUAAACAACAUAACUAUCAUGACAGUGAAACAGAAGAAAAAUGGCCAUUGCAACACAAUAACAUUAUUGUGUUAAAUGUGUACUAUACAAGUUCAUAUUGCUUUUUGCCUGCUCUGUUUGAUUGUCAUAUCUAGAAAGUUGUGUUAAGUUAUGUUUAGUUUUUUGCCUUCUAUUUUUUGUCUUGUGACUUCCUGUUUUAUUUUGACAUCUCUCUUUCCUCUUGUUUUAGCUAACUUGCCCUUCCCCUGUAGUUUUCCCCCCAGUCUGAUUAUCUUCCCCGCCCUGAUUGUUUCCACCUGUUCCCCAUUACUUUGAGUUCACAUAUAGCCUGUGCUUCCCUUUGCCCUGUGUCAGUUCGUCUUGUCUGUCAUGCCAGAGAACCCACGCCAAUCCAUGCCACGUCAAUUGUUUGUAAGGUUUUUGCUUUUCUUAGUUGCUACUUUGUUUUGUCCCUUUUUGAGCCAUCAGAGUUUUUUCCUCGUGAAGAGUGAUUUUGAUUUGGCACCUUGCCCAGACCUUUUGUCUCCUCCCAGUGAGUGAUUAUAAUUUGUUAUUUUUGCCUUUUGCUUAUCUAGUGAUUCCUCGAUAGAGUGAUUUUCUGUUGAUACUUUUCCUCCUUUGAGAGUGAUUUUUAUUUGUUACUUUGUCCAAUAAAUUGGAAUAAUUUUUGAAGUUGUCUCUGAGUCGUGCUAUUGGGUUCAAGUCCUUGUUCGGUUGUGACAUUGAUUUAUUUUGAUUUGUUUUUUAUUACAGUUUUGUGCAGUUUGCUAUAAUGGAAAUUAAACAUUAAAUGAAAAA
Messenger RNA from Solea solea (common sole), 7243 nucleotides. RefSeq lists its product as uncharacterized. NCBI's taxonomy places the organism in Eukaryota, Metazoa, Chordata, Actinopteri, Pleuronectiformes, Soleidae. The record is from RefSeq and is a predicted model, not a curated record. Gene Ontology annotation, biological process: fatty acid biosynthetic process. Gene Ontology annotation, molecular function: 3-oxoacyl-[acyl-carrier-protein] synthase activity; fatty acid synthase activity. The coding region runs from base 131 to 6418 and encodes 2095 amino acids. The transcript has 6 exons.